CGAUUUGACCGGCGAGCACGAUGGCGUCGAAGACCAAGUCGGGCAAGCCCGACGACCAGACCAAGCUGAAGAAGAUCCUGGACGAGCUCAUGAAGCGCGACGAGAACAGGUUCUGCGCCGACUGCGGUGCCCGCGGCCCGCGCUGGGCGUCCAUCAACCUCGGCGUUUUCAUCUGCAUUGCGUGCUCGGGCAUCCAUCGCAGCCUCGGCGUGCACCUCACGUUUGUGCGCAGUGUCAACUUGGACGCAUGGACCUCCGACCAAGUCACGCAAAUGCAAAAGUGGGGCAACGCCAAGGCGAAAGAGUACUACGAAGCCUGCGUCCCGCGCGACUACCGCAUCCCCACAGAGCACUCGUCCGUGCGUGACAAGGAAAUGUGGAUUCGCGACAAGUACGAGCGCAAGCGAUUUGUUGGCCGCGAAGGCGACGACGGUCCGAGCGCCCGGAGAACGGGCAGCGGCAAGACCAAGAAGCAAGAGUACGAAAACGAAGCGUCCGAAGAAGAGCGCGAGCCUGCUCCGUCGCGACGAACGGGCAGUGCCAAGGCCGCCCCCAAGGCGGCCCCCAAAGCUGCCCCCGCUGCCGACAUUCUCAACUUUGGCGACUUCUCGGCGGCGCCGGCUGCUGCAGCCACAGCAUCGAGUUUUGGCAACUUUGGCGUGCCGGCCAACCCCCCGUUCGAUCCGUUUGCGCCGCCACCACCUGCCCCCGCGGCCGCCGCCCCCAAGCAAGACGACUGGGGCGGCUUCACGGGCAGCUCUCAGUUUGGCAGCCAGACCAAGGCUCCGUCUGGCGACGCUUUCUUGCAAGCGCCUGCCCCGCCGACACACGAAACCGCGAAGAACAACAUCAUGGCCAGUUUUGGUGCACCGGCGGCACCUCAGAACGCGUUUGGUGGCAUGAUGCCUCCGGGCCAGCCUCAGUUCGGUGGCCAGCCCAUGCCCGGCUUUGGUGGUCAGCCCAACUUUGGCGGCCAACCCGGUGGUCAACCCAACUUUAACGGCCAGCCCGGUGGCCAGCCCAACUUCGGUGGUCAACCCGGCGGCUUUGGUGGUCCUCCCAAUGCCGGUGGUUUCGGUGGCCAGCCUAACUUUGGGGGUCAGCCAAACUUUGGGGGUCCGCCAAACGCUGGUGGUCAACCCAACUUCGGCGGUCAGCCCAACUUCGGCGGUCAGCCCACCGCUGGUGGCUUCGGCGGCCAGCCCAACUUUGGCGGUCAACCCGCCGUUGGUGGCUUCGGUGGUCAGCCCAACUUUGGUGGCCAACCGGCCACUGGUGGCUUUGGCCAGCCUGGCAACAACGGUUUUGGCGCCCCGUCCGGCUUUGGUGCGCCUGCCGGCGGCUUUGGUGGUGCUCCACCGUCCGCGAAUCCCAUGGGCGGUGCGGCCCCCGGAGGCUAUGGCUCGAACCCGCGGCCAAUGGGCGGCUUUGGUGGCAUGCCGCCGCAAAACAUGAUGGGCGGCAACGCGCCAGCGCCCGGCAACUUUGGCAGCAACGGCUCGUCGGGCCCGCGCCCGAUGUUCAACAUGGGCCAGCCCAACAUGGGCGGUAUGCCCGGCAUGAUGGGCCAGCCUACUAUGGGCGGCAUGAUGGGCCAGCCGAACGCAGGCAUGGCCCCACCCGGUACGAUGGGUAUGACGAUGGGCCAAGCAGCGCCCCAAGACAACCGCUUCGGCAGCUUUGGCGCCAUGGGCUCGAUGCAGCAGCAGCCCGCGCGCGGGUUCCCGCCCCAGCAGCAAUCGCAGCAGCAGCAGGGCAACCAUAACCAAGGCAUCAAUCCGUUCUUUUAACCCACUUCAAUACCAACGACACGUCGGC
Molecule: messenger RNA, 1818 nt
Organism: Saprolegnia parasitica CBS 223.65
Lineage: Eukaryota; Oomycota; Saprolegniomycetes; Saprolegniales; Saprolegniaceae
Exons: 3
Coding region: 21-1790 (589 amino acids)
Molecular function (GO): GTPase activator activity
Source: RefSeq, a predicted model, not a curated record